GUAAUAAUUUUUUCCGGUCAUUUUUUAUUACGUUGCGUUACGUCUAUCUGAAUUGGGCUUUAUCAGGUAACCUGUCAUUCAAAAAUGUCAAUUUUGUAACCUCAAAAAAUACGUUGUCAAUUGAUACAACAAAAUCUAAUUUGCGCAAAAAUGACCGAACCAAUAAAUCAGAAAGAAUACCUGAAAAAAUAUCUCAAUAUGGGUAAAGCCCCUGGUGAAAAAAAGAAGAAGAAAAAGAAAAAACCGACAACGAGCAGGGUCCAAAUAAUCGACGAUGACGCCGACGCUAAUAUUCCAACCCAUGUGAUUGAGGAAGACCUUGCCCUUGCUAACGAAGAUGCGCCCCAAAUUGUGGCUAUAAUUGACGAAAGGCCCCCUUCGAUGCGCGUUGAUGAAAAAACAAAAAAUCCCUUAUGGCAACCCAUCGGAAGUGUUGAAAAUUCAGACACUUCCGAAGCAAAACAAUCAAUCAAGAGUUUCAAAAUUGCACCAAAAAGCACCGACAAGUUGCCGUUUGCGUUACCGGAUAAGUCGCCCCCCAGAAGAAAGAAGAAAACAACUCACGGCGACAACACGCCUCCUAGACGGACACCUCCACGGGAAAUCCUCAUAAAAGAGGAAAAUUCGCCCCCAAGAAGGAGCGACACACCGCCAAGACCUGUCAUCAAGGAAGAAAGACGAUCAGAAGCUCGGAGUUUUGAUGAUAAUUCACCCCCAAGGAGCAGAAAUGGUGAUCGUGACAUUUCGCCUCCCAGGAGUAGGAGAGAUGAUGACAUCUCGCCUCCAAGAAGAAGGAGAGAUGAUGACAUUUCCCCUCCAAGAAGAAGGAAAGAUGAUGAUAUUUCCCCUCCAAGACGAAGGAGAGACGAUGAUAUCUCCCCUCCAAGUAGAAGGAGAAAUGAUGACAUUUCCCCUCCAAGAAGGAGGAGGGAUGAUAUUUCGUUGCCUAGGAAACGGAGGGAUGAUGACACUUCGUUGCCUAGGAAACGGAGGGAUGAUGACACAUCGUCACCUAGGAAACGAAGAAAUGAUGGAAUUUCUUCUCCCAGAAAAAGGAACAAUGAUGAUAUUUCUCCUGCCAGAAAAAGAAGCAGAGACACUUCCCCAUCGAGGAGAAAAGGGCCUAAAGAUGGAGAUUCACCUCCAAGAAGGCACCCAAAUAAGACUGAAGAAAGACAGUCGGAAAAAAUGAAGAAAACUCUGGAUGGAAAAUCGGCUGGCCUUCAGAAUGCUCGAGAACUGGUUGAAGAAACGAAGCAAUUCCGUUCCCGCGAAGACCAAAUGUUCAAAACUCUGUCUAAAGAUGUUUCCGGUGAGAACGCGGCAACAGUCCAUCGCAACCGAAAAACCGGUCAGAUCCGCAACUUGGAGGAAGAAGAAGAAAUCCAACGAAAGAAACGCGAAAAAGAGGAAGAAAACAAGGAGAAAUACACGCGAUGGGGUCGUGGGUUGGUCCAGGUGGAAAACCGGGAACAACAAAUCCAGGAACAAUUGCACGAAAUGAGCAAACCUUUGGCUCGAUAUGCUGACGAUGAAGAUUUGGAGCGAUAUUUGAAGGAACAGGAACGUGAGGGCGACCCAAUGUUGGCGUACAUCAGGAAAAAGAAGAAGAAAAAGGCUGCGGAAGCAGGCGAGGUUGAGAAACCACUGUUCGAAGGCAAUUUCAUGCCCAAUAGGUACGGCAUAAGGCCGGGGCAUAGGUGGGACGGGGUCGAUAGAUCAAACGGCUACGAGAGUAAAUGGUUCGAGGUGCAAAACGCCAAAAAGGCCAUUCUGGAAGAUUCCUACAAGUGGAGUACCGAAGAUAUGUAGUUUUUUGUAAAUUAUGAAUAAAACAAAAAUUUUUAAUCAAA
Messenger RNA from Tribolium castaneum (red flour beetle), 1853 nucleotides. Its product is annotated as BUD13 homolog. NCBI's taxonomy places the organism in Eukaryota, Metazoa, Arthropoda, Insecta, Coleoptera, Tenebrionidae. The coding region runs from base 151 to 1812 and encodes 553 amino acids. Gene Ontology annotation, molecular function: RNA binding. The record is from RefSeq and is a predicted model, not a curated record. Gene Ontology annotation, biological process: mRNA splicing, via spliceosome. Gene Ontology annotation, cellular component: U2-type spliceosomal complex; RES complex. The transcript has 2 exons.